Messenger RNA from Aureobasidium pullulans EXF-150, 357 nucleotides. RefSeq lists its product as uncharacterized. NCBI's taxonomy places the organism in Eukaryota, Fungi, Ascomycota, Dothideomycetes, Dothideales, Saccotheciaceae. The record is from RefSeq and is a predicted model, not a curated record. Bases 1 to 357 code for a protein of 118 amino acids. The transcript is spliced from 2 exons.
AUGGACUUUGUCAAGAAAUUCGCCGGCGGUAACAGCGAGCAGUCUGCUCAGCAAGGUAGCGCCCAGCAAGUCCCCAACCAGCAGGGCCAGUCCAGCCAAGGUGGUGGCUUCCUCGGCGGCAUCGGCAACAAGCUCAACUCUGCCGCUGGCGGUGGUGUCGAGAGCGAGAAGAACGAGGACUACCUUGACAAGGGUGUCGACUUCGUCCAAGAGAAAUUCAUGGGCCAGGGCCCCCAGAACAACGAAUCCGCCAUCGAGCAGGCCAAGGACGAGCAAAUCUCCGACUUCAUCCGCAAGCAGUGGAAGAGCACCACCGGCUCCGACAUCCCCAUCAAGGACAAGGAGACCAAGUUCUAG